AUCACGUAGAGAUGGAGAAGUGAACAUAAUGGGUGAAUACGGAUAUGGCAAGCGAAACAAAAGAGGUGAAAGGUUUGUCCAAUUUUGUCUUCAAAACAACCUGAAAAUAGCGAACACAAUGUUUAAGAAACCACAUAAGCUACGAUGGACAUGGAGAUCACCUGAUAAUACAGUUAAAAAUGAGAUAGAUUUCAUUGCUACAAACAAGCCGCAAAUUAUACUAAACUGCAAUGUCAUCAGUAACUUAAAACAUCCAAGUGACCACCGCUUAGUAAGGAUUACUACCAACAUAAAUGUUAGAAAGCAGUCAAGAUGUAAAUUCAAUACUAAACUUUCAAACAACUUUGACUGCAAAAACUACAGCUUACAUCUUUCUAAAUUCGAAGACACAGAGAGUACUUCAGUACAAACUUACUACGACAGUAUUGAAAAAAUGAUUCUAGAGAGUGUGAAAAUUACUUCACGCCCACAGAAAGUGCGAAAUAGAAGGGAGGAAAUAAUGACACAAGAGGUAAUGGAACUAUAUGAACGAAAACAUAUAUUAAGGGAAAAAGAAAACAAAACAAAAGAAGAAAAACAUGAACUAAGUAAAAUACAUAGAAGAAUUAAAAAGAAAAUAGAGAGAAAUAGAAAAAAAUAUAGAUGUGGCAUUAUAGAAAAUUAUUUGAAAAAAACAGGAGCAGUCAAGAAGGCAAACAAGCAUUUAAGUAAUAACAAACAACUGAUGAAUCAAUUACGGGCAGAAACAGGAGCAGUAGUCACAAAUAGGAAAGAAUUAGUACAAGUUGCGACAAAUUUCUUUAAAAAACUAUACAUGCCGACAGAAUCUCCUGAGGAAUAUUUUGAAUUGAAGCAAAAUAUAUGCGAAGAAAUUCCAUUGUUCCUCGAAAGUGAAGUAGAAAUGUCAAUAAAAACGUUAAAACUGGAUAAAAGCCCCGGACCAGAUGGAAUUACUAACGAGAUGAUCACUGCUGGAAAAGAUACACUGAUUAGGCCAUUAACUAAGCUAUUUUAAUAACGAAAAAGAUACCAAAACAAUGGACAAGCACGGAUAUAGUACUACUAUUCAAAAAAGGCGAUUCAAAAGACAUCUCCAAUUAUAGACCCAUCAGCCUCAGUUCGUGUAUAUACAAAUUAUUCUCGAAAACAAUAUUAAGACGAUUAACUAAAAUAUUGGACGAAAAUCAGUCAGUGGAGCAGGCGGGAUUUCUACAAAGUUUUUCGACAUUAGACCAUAUCAACACAGUGAAAAUUAUCAUAGAGAAAUACUGUGAAUACAAUAUACCACUAUACAUAUGCUUCAUAGAUUACAGCAAAGCUUUUGACUCAAUCUCUCAUAACUCAAUUUGGAAAGCUCUGUCCAUGCAAGGCAUAAAUACAAAUUACAUUGACAUAGUCAAAGAGAUAUAUGAAAAAAGUACUUCCAAAAUUAAAUUAGAUACUCCAGGACCAUCAUUCAAAAUAGGAAGAGGAGUAAAACAAGGAGACCCGCUAUCACCGAAGCUUUUUACGUCUGUUUUAGAGGAAGUCUUUAGAGCACUAAACUGGGAAGAUAAAGGGCUCCAACUUCACGGCAAAGAUCUCUCACAUCUCAGGUUUGCAGAUGAUAUUGUAUUAUUCUCAGAAGAUGCAAUAGAAAUGCAAUUUAUGAUAAACUCACUCUGCCAAGAAAGUAAGAAAGUGGGCCUCGAAAUAAAUCAAGACAAGACAAAAAUAAUGACUAACAGAGAACAGGUACCUAUAAGUCUUAAUGCAAAAUUUAUUGAAUAUGCUGACGAUUACAUUUACCUAGGGCAUGUAAUAUCCUUCAAAUCCUGCAAUGAGAAAGAAAUAGAACGUAGAACUAAAAGCACUUGGAAUAAAUACUGGUCGAUGAAGGAAAUUUUCAAAUCAAAUUUGCCAACGAAGCUUAAAACAAAAGCUAUGGAGACCUGUUUAAUGCCAUGCCUCACUUACGCUUGUCAGACAUGGCCUCUAACCUAUAGAAACUUAGAAAAAAUUAAAGUUUGUCAGAGAGGAAUUGAGAGAAGUUAUAUGGGGCUAAGAAUAAGAGACAAAAUUAAAAAUGUCACAAUAAGAAAUAAAACAAAAUCAAAAAAUGUAGCCUUAUCUGUUCUGCGUUUAAAAUGGAAAUGGGCUGGACAUAUACAAAGAACAAAAGACGAAAGAUGGUCCAAAGUAGUAACGAAUUGGUACCCUAUAAAUAGGAAACGAAAUCGAGGCAGGCCUAAUAAGAGAUGGAGCGAUGACAUAGUAGAAACAGCAGGAAAGAUGUGGACAAGAAUUGCAAGAGACAGGAACAAGUGGAAAUCAAUGGAGGAGGCUUUUACUGCUAAAGGCGGUCCUUAUGUCGAAAUUAAUAACUAAUUAUAAUAACAAAAUUUAUAUUUUUAUUUAAAAUAGUGAAUACUAACACAUACUAACAAAUACAAUUUAUAAGUAAAUAUCUUAAUG
Molecule: messenger RNA, 2454 nt
Organism: Leptidea sinapis
Lineage: Eukaryota; Metazoa; Arthropoda; Insecta; Lepidoptera; Pieridae
Exons: 1
Coding region: 29-1015 (328 amino acids)
Source: RefSeq, a predicted model, not a curated record